AUGACCAAAUUUGGCGAUCAUUAUUUUGCCGACUUUCCCGUAUGUUUCUCCUCGUGUUGUUGUUUUGCUUUGAUCCUUUUUCUUCUGCUACGCAAGGGAAUUUGGAAUCGUGGCUGUCAUUUGAUGAUGUCUUCGCCAAGUCAAGAUCAGGAGAGCGAUGCUUAUGCACUACUGGCCCUAAAAUCAGGCGCUGUUAACCCUGCAAGACAACUGUGGUCCGGUGUCAACACCGUUACUCCUAUAGCUAAACUAGAAGGUCGUGAGUUUGAAUAUUUGGUUCGACAGAGCUUGAUUAUUAUCGGUCGAAACAGCAGUCUUGGCAGCGUGGACGUCAACAUGGGGCAUUCAAGUUUUGUUUCAAGGAAGCACUUGCAGCUGAAAUAUGAAAAUCCAGACUUCUUUCUCAGUUGCAAUGGCAAGAACGGGAUAUUUGUUGACGGUGUUUUCCACAGACGAGGAGCACCUCCGUUGAAAUUGCCUUACGCGUAUGUAUACAAACUGUAAACUUUGUUGAGCAAUAUUUUAUGCAGCCGAUUUUAACUUUAUUCUUUCUCUUACAUGGCAAAGAGUGUUAAUUGUUGAUUUCUUUCAGUUGUGUGCUGCGAUUUCCGUCCACAAAUGUGAAAGUUCGGUUUACGUCUUUGGUAAGUGACAAGACCCCGAAACGUGUUCCAAGUCCGCCAAGAACAAAGCUGCUACCACCGCUCCGAAUAAACAUCCCACAGUCAGAUGCGAACCUCACUUCGCCAGUCCCGUCUCCAACGGGAACCAUAAGGUACUGAAAUGUUCUUGUUGUUUGACGCGAUUUGUCAUUGAACUCAGCUCCCGGGGUCACAGUGAAUUGAGUCAACCGUAAACUUUUCAGAUUUUUUGUUAGCUUAUUUCUAUUUUCAAUAAUUUUACACACGCAUGUUUUGACCUCGCAGGUUCUUUAUUAUUUAACUGUGACCUGGUAUAACCGUGGAAAAACUCUUGUGGUCGCUUAUAUCGAAACUGAUAUAAGCUUACCCUUUGCCGAGUAAACCACUUGUUUAUUUUUAUGCAUGCGUGCAUGUAAAAAAUAGUUUGGGAUAACAGCAGUUUCUUAUUCGCGAUCUUAUUAAGCCUUUUCGCAAAAGCAAUUUCUUUUGAUAUAUUGAAGAAAUUUUGUUGAGACACAAGCAAGAUAAAUUUUAUUUAUUACUGUCACCACGUGUUUAAUUGGGAAAGUUCGAUUCGCUGUCCUCUCUUGUUUCAGAAGCUGGCUACGUGCCUCUGGCUUAUAAAACUCUCUUGCUUUCGUUCAACUCAAUUCCUUCUAUAACUCAAUUUUCUGACGUUUGCUGAAAUAAAAAGUGAUAAUUGUACUUUGCGCUUACUUUGAAGAGAAAUCGCGGAAAAUAUACAGAUUAGCCACUGAUUCCGUGUUUCGCAAUCCGCAUGUUAUGGAAAUUAUUUCCGACCUACGCCAAUUUCAAAUCCAUGGUGUCUUGUUUAGUCUGCGCAUGGCAAUGUUUAUUUUGUUUGGCAGUAAUGGAAAGUUUUUAAGCAAAAUCAAAACAGUUAAAAGGAAAAGAAAUCCUAACCGUUAUACAUAAAAAUACUGGCGACUUUAUUUUGUCGAUUGCCGUGUGGCUUAAAAUUUACCUUUCAAAUAUUCUUCGAGAUUGCUGGCGUUAUUUGUUUACUUGCAAACAAAGAGAUAUAUCUUCUCCCUCUGGCACAAAAUAAUUUUGUACAGAUGUUUUAAAUAGUUUGUACAAUUAUUUCCUUGGCACGCGUUUAAAAAUAACAGUUGAGCCGCGUCUACGUUUGUUUUUAUUUUUGAUCGCUUUGUUUUGUACAAGAUCAGUACAUACAAAAACAGUAGGUCGAUGUUGUUAGUUAAAAUUUCGCCAUUAAAAAACAGCGUGUUUUGACCACUGCUUGAUACUUACGAGUUCAUUUGUGUGAAUAGUUUCAAACAAAUCUUACCUUGCACAGUCAUGUUAUUUCUUCAAAACCUCUAAUAAAAGCAGUGUAAAAAUGUUUGCACAAUACUUAUUGUUUAAUCAGGUGCUAUUAUACAGGGUUGUCAAAAUGAUUUGAAGUAGCCGGAGAAUUAAAGUGAGUAGGCGGCACUGGGGGCCGGAGGCCCCCCAGGAGGCGAGGGGUCUGGAGGCCGCCUAGGCCCCCAGCGGGGUACAGGGGCAGCGCCCCUUGGGGGUCCAGGGGGCGAAGCCCCCGUAAGCAAAACGGAUUUGAGGUUUUCACGCUGGCUGAAAUUGGCUCUCCUGAGAGCAGUGCUAACAAUCCUGAGUAUCUGUUUUUGAAUGAACAUCAUCAAUUAGUUUUUUUUAUUCUCCGUUUCAUUAUUCUCUUAGAUGCCAUAUCCUAGUACAUGUUAGGUCNGUAGUUGAUACCCAUAGGUUAGUUAAAAUUAGCAGGCAUCUUUAUUAUUUUCGUCGUUGUUGUAAUAGAUACAUAUAUUUUUCGUUGUUAUUGUUAUCCUUUUUCCUUUUUAAGUAGAAUUGUAUUUUAUGUUUGUUCUUAAGUAACAUUGUAAAACUUGUCUUUAAUUCAAUAAAAACUGUUAAAAAAAAAACAAAAAAAAACAGUCAUACAGAAUACUAUCAAAAGCCAAAAACGAGGAUAUUCAUGCCAAAUGCUUGGUUACUGUAUAUAUUGGUCUUUCCCUUUGUUAGAAGUAGAAAUGGAAGUUUGAAUGAAUUUGCAACAACUGAAUAGGGGGGGGGGGAUUCCCUUUAAACAGUUUUUCAAAUCAUGGUACACAGAUGGAGGGGCCAAAACAAGGUUUUCUGUGCUGUUUUGCAGACAGACUUAUUCAGAGUUUAGUUUUGUCUGUUGUUAUUCAUUGACUGUUUUCUUUGCAUAUAGUGUACCCAACUCGUGCCCCGCCAGUCCCCGCGGGGAUUCCAAUCACAUUUACGCUCCUAACUUGCAUGCUGUGGCAGAAUUAGCCGCUCAGGACGCCCAAGCUUUAGCCGAGGAGGAAAAACCCAACCUUGGAGGAGGAGAUGGAGGAAACAAGGAUGAUGGAAAGCCACCAUUUUCUUAUGCGCAGUUGAUAGUCCAGGCUAUCCUGUCUGCCCAUGAUAAGCAGCUAACAUUGAGUGGUAUUUACACUCAUAUAACCAAGAACUACCCAUAUUAUCGCAGUGCUGACAAAGGCUGGCAGGUCAGUACUGUGGAUUAAAAAUUUAAUGUUAGGUAAAUAUCCCACUUAAAUUGGUUUACUGCAAAUUAAAGGCUGGUGCACACUUAUGCGCAACUAGCAACAUAUGUAGUUGUAGUAGCUUUCUUAUUAUUAGGGACCUUAAGAUCCAAGGACGGCGACGGCAGCGAAAACAUCGCUUAAAAAGUGAAUUCGCGUUCAUUCAAUCUUCAUUGCGACAGUUCCAACUCACUUACUUUGUCAAAUGUAGGCGAACUCUCCUGGAGCUGCAUUCCUGAAAAACCAUAUCCAAGUUCAGAAAGAGAAAGAAAAUUUCAUAAUAGCUUGUUUACGUCCUCCAUAAAACGUGAAAUUAGGCAUUUUCUCGUCGUAGUUGUGCAGUGAUGGCAGAGAAAUGUACAAAAAAGCAUGAUGCACGUGCAAAGUUGUUGUUUUGCUAAUAUUAACCGAUUGUUUUUUUGAAGUUCCCGUUGCCGUCGCCGUCAUUUGAUCUUAAGGUCCCUAUUAAGGCCUUUUGUGAGGACCAAACUGCCAACUCAUAAUCCUUAAUUUCAGUGAAUGAUGAACCAUGGAAGUUUUUGUCUAUUUGUAGAAUUCCAUUCGUCACAACUUAUCCCUGAACCGUUACUUUGUAAAAGUGCCACGUGCACAGGAUGAACCUGGUAAAGGUUCUUUCUGGCGGAUUGACCCAUCAUGCGAGCAGAAGCUGGCAGAGCAAGCAUUCCGUAAAAGACGCCAAAGAGGAGUGCCCUGUUUUAGGCCACCAUUUUCUCAGUUAUCAUGCAGGUGAGACUAUUGACGAUGUCAUGGUUCAGUUUUUUUGUGUUAACUGGUUAUCAAUGUCUUUGUAAGUCUGUCUGUCAGUCUGUAUCCAUAUGUAAGAGUAUUUCUUUUGUCCUUGUAGCUGACAGCGUUAACACAUGAUCCAUUUCGUCUAUUUCAAAGCAUUUUUCUACGUGAAUGGCACCUUUAGUAACGUGAUUCCAUCAAGAGGUAAUGUUAAACAAAUUACUUUUUUUUUUAACACAGAUCAGCACCUGCCUCGCCAACACAUGGACUUCAGUUCCAUGCUCCCACUGCUCCUAUAGGUCACACACCACAGGAAAAUUCACCUAUUAAAACAGUCGCCCAGACACCAGAUGGGAUCAUAUCUCAAGCCAAACCAACUCCCACAUCGCCUCCAGCCAUCCCACCAGCAGGAUUACCCCCUCCUGUUCCUACAGUACCUCAGGCGGCAGCAGCUAUCGUUAAAUCAGCUGUCUCCUUCCAGUCAAUCGCUGCUGCCCAGAUAGUAGCACCCCCUCUGGCUGUGAGUGUGAUCAAGUCUUCCUUGCCAACGGUUAAGGAAAAUGAGGGGGCUGAUUCGGAGAAAAAUGGUUUUUCUCAGUCGUCUGGAGAGGAGUCACCCAUAGAGAAUGCAACACAGCUGGAAACAAAAUUAGCAGUUACUACCUUACCAUUGGCUGUGCAUUUAGUAAAACAACCGCCUCCUUCACAGGUCAUAUCUGGGACAGCUGUUCAAAGCUCAGGUAAACAUUACAUUACAUCUAAAUCACCACUAAUUGCCCUUGUGAUCCACAUCCUUUUUACUGCGACUAAGCACAGGGCUAAUCCUGUGAAAAGAAAAUUGGGGAAGACAAGUAGAGAAAUGAAGAAGUUUCAAAGACCAUUUUAUUGGGAAAUGACGGGAAGCAUCAAAAGUGCUACCACAAAAUUAAUAUUCUGCUUUGGGACACCCUUCUUUUUGUUUCCUUAAAACCAUGUUAACUAAUAUGACCACCUUGUUAGUACAUGUACAACCAGGUUUUUCAGGCCUGACGUUGGUGAUUAUUAUUAUUGGGUUCAUCUGUAAAGUUGUACUGCUUGAUAAUCGAGUGAUUCCAUUUUACUGGUACAGAACUUACUAAUUUAGGAAAUACUUGGAGAAAAAGACAAGAUGGAGCACUGCUAACUGGAAUUAUCGCUAAUCAAGUCCUCUUCCAUGAUGAGCCAUUUGUUCUUCCCUUGGUCAGAAGUUUGUGUCUGAUCAUAUGACUUUGUCAUUUCAGUAGGUUGGAUGUUGAAUUGUUAUUGAAUUUUAUUUGCUCUGAAAAAAACUAUUGUUCUGUCUGUAUUUCAGCUGGCCUGCUUACACCCAUCCCAACCCCUGGGGUCUCACCGACUGGACCAACCCAGGAAGCUGCUUCUAAACCACAAGUAGUUAAAGUUCCCAACCCUUUGCCACUCCCCCUAGUAACAACUGCAUCACUUACUCCUGAAACAUCUCCAUUGGGAGUGCUUUCACCGGCUGCCACUACUGCUGCUGUUUCCAUGGCAAUGAAUGGCGCCAAGCGAACACUUAGCACAACUCAAGCCCCAGCAAGUACCGAUAAUGAACCAGAUAUCAAACGCCAAAAAUUGGUGCAACAGCAAAAUGUUGUAUGGCAAAACAGACCUAUAGAGAGUAAUAACCAAGAGAAACUCUAGCAUUUAGAAACGCAUUAACCUACCAAUGUUAAACCAGGUUAUACUGGUGACUGGUUGUGAAUAAUACAGAGUGACUGUAUGCAGUUUGUAGUUACAGAAGGAAAGAAAACAAGGUUAGACUAGUUUCUGCAGAGGUGCAUAAAGCAUGAAAUGCUUCAGUCUACAUUCAUGUAUCAAGUCACCUGAUAGAAAACACUGGAUUCUAUAUGUACAAAAGUGCUUUGAUGUCAUCAUUGUCCAUUCACACUUUCGUGGUAUAGUGUCCUAGACUAUACCUCUCUAUGUUCAGAGGUUGGAGAGACUGCAGGAAUUUGGCUAAUGCUUGCUAGUGGUGAAUAUGUACAUCGUACAGUCUACCAGUAGUGAAGCAACAUGGACAAUCAAAACAGUCACAUCACAGCAUUGAACAUGACUGUAAACAUGAUUCCACUGGCAAACGUAACAAGCUGCCUAAAGUGCAGAGCUGUGCAGGCAGGUCAAAAACUAUGGUUGACUUACUGUUGCAGAUAAAUUGGAGAGCUAUUGUUGUUACCAGACUAAUGACACUACAGAUUAUGCUGGAAUAUGCAGACACAUUGACAUUAUAAGCAAGAUGUUAUUUUAUGGAGAAAGUAGGCUGGAUCUACACUGCUGAAUGGAGAAAUUGGUGCUCCUAUGGGUAUGAUUAUAUAAAAUGUGUAUACAGUUGCCUCAAAAUGUAGAAGGGUUUAGUAUGCGUUGUUAAAUGUACUGUAAACUAACAGCGCAAGGGGAAAUGUUAAAAGGUGUUGGAAAUAACUAGCCUUGGCAAACACCUCUCUCACUCAAGAUGUGUUAGCAACAUUAUUUUUGGUCACAUGCAAGUAAGCAAAUGGCUCUUCAGUUAACGUAUGGCUUUGAACUGAGGUGGCUAAUACUUAGCAGAUGCAGAGGGAAUGUACAGGAACAAGCGGUAAUUCGCCUUAUUGAGAAGACAAUUUCAUUUGUUGAGUUAAUUAUUUCUAAGCUUAUGACUCUAAAAUCAUUAUUUGAAAGUAAAGGUCAGUUAAGAAUUUUUUUUUGGAAACUUCAAUUUCUUACUAUGCCCAAUGUUUGUGAUAUCUUUUCUUUUUCAAAAAUAAUAUUGUAUAAUGUAAUUUUGAAAUAUCAAUUUACAUACCAGCAAAGGCACAAAAAUCAAUAAUUAUCGUCAUUUUUCUUUCAAAAAUAGCAGCCCAAACCUUUUCCUCGACUAUAAGAUAUACGUGUUAGACAAUCCAUAUAAAAUGAACUGUGCCCCUUAUUUCAAGUGAUUCCACAAAUCUCUAAACUUUUUUUUCUCAAAAACUAAUUCUUUCCUUAGAAAAACUUAACCUGUGCAUUUGACAUAGUUACAAGUAAAAGACGAAGAUCUAAUUAAACAGAUCAUUAUGUUUUUAUUUUAAAUUAUUAUAAGUCAUAGUUUGAUUCAUUAUAUCUCAUUAAAACAUGGUUAUGAUAUGCUUGACAUGCAAAUUUAGUUGGAGGCUGCAGUGACAAAAGUUGAUUUCAUGUACUGACUAAGGUUAUAUCAUAGUUUUUAGAAGCAUAGGUUACAUUUUUGUGUACCAAUAUGUCGUUAUUGAAUGUUAGAAGGGUGCAAUAAGAACGUAGAGAGGGUAUUAGUAAUUAUUAGUAAUUUUAUUACUUAUGCACCCCCUAGAGGCGAAUCUUUGUUUACAUAUUUUUACCUCAUUGGCAUGUGCAUUUUGUCCUGUGAUUAAAACAAACUCUCUGAGUAUUGAAAGAGUGCAAGAAUUUCAGUUAUCUGUGAAAGUUUUGAGCCCAGUGUCCCAAUAUUUUAUCUUUGAAAAACUCAAAACUUUAUAAAGAAUGUACAUGUAUGCGGGCUCAUUACAAUUUGGCCCCCCAGCAAUCUGCAUAGUUUUCGAUGGCUGCUAUUUCCUUUGUUAUUGCUUGCAAAGAGCUGAAAAUUGUACAAAUUGUUCAAAUUAACCAACUCUUUCAACUUUCACACCUUCUAUGGGUUAAGUCAUAUGCUAAUGAGCAAAAAUGCAGACAUUGAUGUCAGCAAAGUUUCGCCUAAAACCUUCCAUAGAUAGAGAUCUUGCAAAUCUCUUAUAUUUAGCAUGAGAGGAAGGAAGAGUGGUGUGUCAAAAACCCUUGCUUCAACCAAUCAGAAUCACGACCUGUCUUGGUUGUGACUUGUCAUCAGUAUGGAAUUUCUGUAGUUGUUCCCCAGGCCUCAUUCCACACCAAAAGCAGUCAGUGGUGGAACAGCGAAAUUUCAGUUGUUUUCUCAGGCUUUCAACCUGUCUAUAAUAACAAUAAUAUUGAUUAUUAGAUUAUCAAAAAGGUUUUUCACCUGCUCCGGCAAAGACAUUCAAUCUAGAAAAUCAUUAUUGCGAUUUUUGUUUUUGCUGAGACCUGUCUGUUUUGGGAGUUGUUUGUCAAGGAUGGUUCAAUUUCUUUUAAAUGAACAUCAGCUUAUCAUGGUUUACCCUUUAAUCCCCAAUGGAGACAAAUUUCUUGUACAUUUCUUUCUUUAUACUACUACAUGAGAAAUUUCUGCAAUUUGAUUGGCUUAGAGCAGUGGUAUUUCAGCUUACUUUGAAAUACCUACAUGUGAAUAUUACAACCUUUUGCGGGUAGUAGUAUAAACAAAUAAUAGCAUGAUUUGUACGUGAUAUUUGGCAUAAAUACCACUCGUGAUGUUUCAAAAUUGUCUCAAAUUACGUCUAACAAUUUUGAAAUAUCACUCGUGGUAUUCAUGCCAAAUAUCACUACUAAUCAUGCUAUUACCUAUACUAAUUCGGUCAUUUAGAGAUUAAAUGGGACAGUGUUAUGUUUUUGGUAUUCUUCGAAAAUCCAAAGCUAACUUAAUAAUUAACUCUGGCAAAUGAGGUAUGAUGGCCAAAUUGAAAUUUUAAAAUGGAUUAUUAUUUUAGAGUAGAGAAACCGGCCUUUAUAAAAUAGACUGAAAGUCAUGUUUCAUGAAAGAUAGGGCUUUCACAGGUUAGGGUGUCAGUCAAACUAAGAUUUAACUUCAGAUUCUCUUAUAAUAAGAGUGAGUUUUACUCGGAGCUUUGUGUGCAACUCAUUCUCAAAAAAAUGUCAGUCUAUUAGCAAUGUCUAAAAUGUAAUACCUGAGGAAAUUGCAUCUAUUUAUUAAAGACCUUGUUGUCCCACAUUUUCUUAAAAUCUUAGUUUGCAAGUGCCUUAUAGUAGAAAACAAUUUUAUGUAAAGAAGAAAAUGAAGCAAACUGCAAAGAUUUGUCCCUUUUAGUCUUCUAAGAUGGCAAGUUAUACUUAUUUGAACUUAGGUUUUGUAGGCAUUGUUCCAUGGAGGAAAAAAGUGCAACUGCCCAGCAGUAACGGUGUGAUUAAUGACUUACGAGCGCUAGUCUUGGAUGCCUGCAGUUUCUGUAAAAUUUAAACAACAGAUUGUGCAUUUCGUUUUUAUUGUUAGAAGUCUGGCUAAAUUUCCAUAAAGUACUUAAAACCAAUCUUGAUCAUUCUCUGUGCAGUUUGCAGUUUGUUUUUUGCUUUGCAUUUGAGUGAUAACAUUAAUGAGUACCUCAGUCUCAAUUUCAUAAAAUUCUGUGUAGACAACUCCCGAUUUGUGGGUGCACUGAAAAAUUUGAUAAUAGUAAUUUAUUGAAAGAAUUUGUUUGCAAGAUGCAUACAAGGUUUUCUGCAGGCUUUUGAGGGCAUGAGUGGUUUGAAUGGUAAAUUAUUUUAAAAGCUUGGCCUGUCUUGAAAAUGUGUGCAGCUGAUAAAACUGGACAUUAAAGUAACCUUUUGAAGGUGAAAUG
Porites evermanni is the source of this 9393-nucleotide messenger RNA. The record is from the annotation of a GenBank genome assembly. Lineage: Eukaryota; Metazoa; Cnidaria; Anthozoa; Scleractinia; Poritidae.